This is a messenger RNA of Ixodes scapularis (black-legged tick), 1107 nucleotides long. Its product is annotated as dnaJ homolog subfamily B member 8-like. The transcript has a single exon. The coding region runs from base 1 to 1107 and encodes 368 amino acids. The record is from RefSeq and is a predicted model, not a curated record. Gene Ontology annotation, molecular function: Hsp70 protein binding. Lineage: Eukaryota; Metazoa; Arthropoda; Arachnida; Ixodida; Ixodidae.
AUGAGCGACGACUACUACCGGGUUCUCGAAGUGCCCAGGGAUGCGACGACCGAAGACAUCCGUAAGGCCUACCGGCGACUGGCACUCAAAUGGCACCCAGACAAGAACCCAGACAACAAGGAAGUCGCCGAAGCCCGCUUCAAAGAAAUUUCGGAGGCAUACGAGGUACUCUCCGACGAAACAAAGCGCCGCCAGUACGACGUGUACGGCAGUGGCAGCUUCGAGAAAGAGUUCCAGUCUGAUGGGGGCACUGGAGUUCCACGUUUUCAUGAGGGCUCGUAUUGCUUUACAUUCCGCGAUCCCGAGGAGCUCUUCCGCGAAUUCUUCGGAUCGUCAGACCCUUUCCAAGAACUCCUUCGAAACGUACAUCAAGGCGGACCAGGCACGCAACCGCGUGGCUCCGCGGUUAUGGCUGGAGGCUUUCCCGUCUACCAGCCUAACGUCGGUAACAUUCUUCGGUCGGGCUUCCUCUUUGAUUUGGACGACAUGCUCUUUGGACCAAGCGUUCCUGGAGGAAUGGGUAGAUCUCCGGGCUUUCAGGGCGUCCCCACGCAGCAGAUGACGACCAUUCGGUACGUGAACGGCAAGCGCAUAGAAACCCGCACCAUCAUACAGGACGGCGUGAGGACUGUUCUCUCCUACGAGGACGGCACCCUAGUGUCCCGUGUAGUUAACGGUGUUCCUCAAGAUGUAUCCCCUGAAGGUGGCGAAAGCGGCCGGGAUUCAGCGCGCAGUGGACAGGACUCUCGGUCGAGGCGGCUCAGUGAACAGGCCUUCAGUCCCACGGGUCAAGAGAUGUCGUCGUCGUCGCAGCAGCCUGACAACGCAAUGCCUUCUAAGUCUCCAGGAAGUGGUUCCCCGAAGCCAAGCGGUGAAAAGCACUACAAUGUGAACACAAGCGACGGAAUGCCAAAUUUGAUGACUAGAACGGGGUCCCGUACACCUAAGUCGAGAAAAACCAUGAGACCGAGUAAAAGUAGCAGAGGAACUAAAGGCAGCAAAACCAGCAAGAACGAUCCGGCAAGCGGCCAAAGUAGCCCCACUACGUCCCCCAAAACAUCUCCGAAGAACUCCAAACCCAGCAAAGGCCCGUGUGAUGGGAACUGA